UAAACUAGAUCACAUAAAAACAUCUGUCAAUUCUUCACUUGGGUGAAGAAUUCACCCAACUGAAUCCCCAUGGUGUACUUCAUGAAAAGUGUUUCAUAAGAAAAAUAUGUCAGUCAUUGUGCAAUUUUAGUGUAAAUCUACAAUAUAUUGCUGGCUUUUAGUUGCUGUACUUUCACAGUAAUUUUUCACAGUAGAAGUUCCACAGUUUUUUACAUUUACAUGGCAACUAUAUACUAGUAUUUUAUUGUAACAAAUUACUAUUAAAUCUUAUAAAAUCCUGGCACUCUACAGUGCAACAAGUGUAUUGUUUUCUUUUACAUGUGGCACCUGUACUAUGCAGGAACGCAACCUUAUGUAUGCUUAUUGUCAUAAUCGAAGAAACAAAUUCCACAAACUCAUCUAACCAAUAAUGUCUGGCACACUUUUGAAGCUAUAAUUGUGCAUGACUCGUUUGAAGCAUCUACACCAUAUUGUAAAACAUGUCGUUAACAAUUUCAUUUCGUAGUUUAGUUUUGUUUAAGGCUUUUGCAUGACCACUCAUCCUACACAAGACCACUCAUCCUACAGUUGAAGGUGUGUGCGGGAAACAUUUUAAAUGAUAGAUUCUUAAGUCCUAGAGACAGGUACAACCAGAACUACCAGGUCUAAACUCUCUACCCAGCCCAAAAUCUUCCCUGUGGGUGUGUGUGAGGAAUAAAAGGACCAGUUCUGUUCCCAAAAUUACACACUUUUGACCAACUUUAACAGACAUCACAGGGGAACUGCUCUUUAUAGCUUCAAAGAUCACAAGAUGGCAUUAUUCCAGAAGUUUCUCCAGCAAGUUAGUGAAGAUGACAGUACCAGGGGCUUUAAAGGUGGUCCUGCUGAGACGGCAUACUUUGGAACAGUCAAGGCUGAUCCUAACUUAAAUGCCCAAAAUGAUGCUGCAAAAUUGAAGAAAGCCAUUGAGACCAAAGGUGUGGAUGAAGCCACUAUUGUGGAGGUGCUAGCAAAGAGGAGCAAUGCACAGAGACAACAAAUCAAAGCAGCUUAUCAGCAAAGUGCAGGAAAACCUCUGGCAGAUGAUUUGAAAAAGGCUCUGAAGUCACAUUUUGAGGAGGUGGUCCUGGCCUUGUUGAUGACACCACCAGAGUAUGAUGCUUUUGAAAUGAAAAGAGCCAUGAAGAAUCUUGGGACAAAUGAGGCUGUCUUAAGUGAAAUUCUGGGAACCAGAUCAAACAAGGAGAUCACAGCGAUGAAGAAUAUGUUCAAAGAAGUGUAUGGAGAGCUGCUGGAGGAGGAUAUUAAAAGUGAAACUACAGGGCAUCUCGAGACUGCUCUGGUUGCCCUUUGCAAGGCUUCCAGGAGUGAAGAUUGCAACAUUGAUGAUGGACUGGCUAAGAGUGAUGCAAAGGCUUUGUUUGAAGCAGGAGAGCAUCGUGUUGGCACUGUGUGCUCUGUCCUGAUUGAAAUCCUCACAACAAGGAGCGAAGCUCAGCUGUGCAAAAUUUUCAAGUAUUACGGCCAAUACAGCAAGCAGAAUUUUGCUAAAGCCCUGGAGGGUGAGCUGCAUGGAAGCCUUGAAGACUGUCUGAUGACUAUAGUGAAGUCUGCUUGGAACAAACCUUCUUACUUUGCAGAAAAGCUCCACCUAGCUAUGAAGGGAUUAGGAACCAACACUGACACACUGACUAGAAUCAUUGUGAGCCGUUCAGAAAUCGACCUGCUAAAAAUCAUUCAAGAGUACAAGAAGAUGUAUGGCAAAACCCUUCAGGAAGACAUCCUGAAGGAAACUAGUGGAGACUAUGAGAAGAUUCUGCUGGCUCUCUGUGGCACUCAAUAAACAUUUCUUACGCAACUAGAUCACCUGAAAAAUGUUUGGCAAUUCAUCAAUUCAUACAUUUUAUUCUGCACCACAUAAACACAACUAAAUCUACCCAUGGUGUGGUUCAUGAGAAGUUCUUCAUUGAAAUAGAAAAAAAAAAAAAAAAAAAACAGUCAUUGUGCAACUCAUUGUGUAUUGUUUUCCUUUACCAAUAAAUUCUGUUGGACACUGGAA
Myxocyprinus asiaticus (Chinese sucker) is the source of this 2038-nucleotide messenger RNA. RefSeq names its product annexin A1-like. Gene Ontology annotation, molecular function: calcium-dependent phospholipid binding; calcium ion binding; cadherin binding involved in cell-cell adhesion. The coding region runs from base 791 to 1822 and encodes 343 amino acids. Gene Ontology annotation, biological process: positive regulation of wound healing; cellular response to glucocorticoid stimulus; response to interleukin-1. The record is from RefSeq and is a predicted model, not a curated record. Lineage: Eukaryota; Metazoa; Chordata; Actinopteri; Cypriniformes; Catostomidae. Gene Ontology annotation, cellular component: cytoplasm; plasma membrane. The transcript has 13 exons.